GCAGAGCCACAUUACCGUUGGACAGUGCGGAGAGAUUUCACUUUUUUUCCCUUUUUAAGUGGUGACACAAGGAGUUUGACAGAAGAUAUAUAUAUUUUUAUAUAUAUAUCCAACAUUAUUUUCAUUUUUUUUUUUUACUAUACUGUCACUAUGUCCAGAGUUGCCAGCCUGUCGAAACUGCGGCAGGAGAGAAUGAAGGAGAUCAACCUGAGGAAUAAAGAGAGAGAGCGCAUGAGGGAACAGGAAAAGGCGGCCCGAGAGAGGGAGGCCCGUUACAACAACGGUCACCUCUUCACCUCCCUCACAGUGUCGGGAACCACGCUGUGCUCGGCAUGCAACAAGAGCAUUACGGCCAAGGAGGCACUCUGCUGUCCCACAUGCAAUGUGACCAUCCACAACCGCUGCAGGGACACCCUGCCCAACUGUGCCAAAGUCAAACAGCGGCAGCAGAAGACGGCCCUGAUGCGGAACAACUCAUCCUUGCAGAACGUCACACUGCGCACAAGAAAUCCGGUAAUCCGUGAGCGUCCCAGUUCGGCCAUCUACCCUUCCGAAAGCCUCCGACAUUCCCUUCUAGGAUCCCGCCGAGGUCGCUCCAGCCUCACGCUGUCUAAAAGUGUCUCCACCAACAACAUCGCAGGAAACCUGAAUGAUGACUCUCCUCUGGGGCUACGUCGGAUCCUGUCCCAGUCCACAGACUCCCUCAGCUUCAGGAACAGAGCCAUGUCGGUGGAGUCUCUCAACGAUGACGGAGAUCUCUACUACACUUCCAUUCUGGAGGAGAUGGAGCUGGAGGGCGAGGACUUUAAGGCAGACUCCUGGAGCAUGGCCGUGGACACUGGUUACCUCCACUCGCACAGCAAAAACAUCAUCAAGAGACAGGAUGUCAUUUACGAGUUGAUCCAGACCGAGGUGCACCACAUGCGGACGCUACGCAUCAUGGAGCGUGUGUUCCGGCAGGGUCUGCUAGAAGAGCUGCAGCUGGACCCUGGCACCGUGCACGCUUUGCUCCCCUGCCUGGACCAGCUGAUGAGCAUACACUCGCACUUCCUGGUGCAACUUCUGCUGCGGCGCCACAGCAGCCUGCAGCCCGAAUCCAACUGCAACUUCACCAUACACCGCCUCGGGGACAUACUGCUGGAGCAGUUCUCAGGCCAGAGCGCGGACGACAUGCGGAAGACGUACGCGGAGUUCUGCAGUCGGCACAUGAAGGCGCUCAAGUUGUACAAGUCGCUGCUGGCCAGAGACAAAAGGUUCCAGUGCUUCAUUCGGCGUGUGAGUCGAGGACCGUGGCUGCGUUGCCAUGGCGUCCAAGAAUGCAUCUUGCUGGUGACUCAGCGCAUCUCCAAAUAUCCUGUCCUUAUUCAGCGUAUUUUAGACAACACUCUCGACGAUGAGGAAGAAGCCUCGUCUAUAGCGCAUGCUCUGUCCAUGGUCAGAGAUCUUCUCAAUUCCAUCGAUCAACAGAUGGAGGAAAUGGAGAAGUCGCAGCGGAUGCAGGAGAUUCAUGCCAAGCUGGACCAACGAGCCGAGGCCAGAGUGAGGGACGGCGGACUGUUCAGGCCUGCCGAGCUGCUCCGCCGUCGACUUGUCCAUGAAGGAAUGCUGUUCUGGAAAACUCCAGGAUCCAGACUCAAAGAUGUGCAGGUUCUCCUGAUGACAGACAUCCUCGUGUUUCUGCAGGAGAAAGACCAGAGGUACAUCUUUCCAUGCCUGGACAAGCCUCCUGUGCUGUCCCUGCAGAACCUCAUCGUGAGAGACAUAGCCAACCAGGAGCGAGGCAUGUUCCUCAUCAGCGACUCCUCCCCUCCGGAAAUGUACGAGGUCCACGCUACCUCCAAAGAUGACAAGAACAUGUGGAUACGGCAUAUCCAGCGCACCGUCAGCAAGUGUCCAUCACGGGAGGAGUUUCCCCUUAUAGAGACAGAGCACAAGGCCCAUCUGAGGAGACUGAAAGCUGACCUCCAUCAGAAGGACAGGGAGAUGUUGGAGCUUAUGCAGGAGAGGGUGACUCUUUUCUGCGAGCUGGCGCAGGUGACAAGUUGUCAGGAGGACAUAGAGCCCCCCAUCACACGGUACUUGUUCAGGGCGGACACACCGCAAGCCCCCCGGGCGGAGAAGUUCCUUCUGGAUGCCACGGCUGAAGUGGACCGACUAAGCGAGCUUCUUCUGGGUUGUAGUGUGGACGUCCCUCUGCUGUGCCAUCAUAACCGCCUGGAAAUGACAGAAAGCAGUGAUCAUGAUCUUAUUAUCAAUGGAGCACAUGAAUUCCCCGCAGCAAAGGAGAUCUGUCAGCGGUUGAUGAAUCUCAGUGUGUAUCUUCAUGCACUCCAGGCCGCCGUCAUCAAACAAGACUCCAUCCUGGAGCUGCUUCUGCAGCAGGAGGAUGUGCCUUCGCCAGCCUCGGCGGGCUCGUGGCGCCAAAACCGCGAGGCCAACACCGGGUCGACCAUCGGGGAGCUGGCCCUGUUGCAGAGGCAACACAGCCUGCUACAGGAAGAGCUGCUGAGGCUGCGUGACGCCGAGAGCCGCUUCAAGGACAGCGAGAGGGCCCGGGCCAAGCUGGAGAAGCAGGUCCGACACAUGAAGGUGUGCAGCGGGGCUUCCUCGCAGGAGCAGGUGGACACGGCCAUGCAGCCUAGAAGGGAAGACUCUAGUGGCUCCCAGUGGGGCAACCAGGAAGCUGUCCACCAAUCGGAAGCGACUCAGGGAGGAAGCGAUGUGGAGGUGGACAUGACGUCUGAUGAUGAUGAUGAUGAAGAGGCAUCCGAAAGCUCCCGAGGUCAGACACUGGACAUUUCAUUAGAUUUCCAAGACAUUCCAGAGGAGAACUGAUCUUCGGCACACUUCGCAAACAGGUUAAACCCAAAAACAGAAAGCCAUUAUUACGCCAGAAUAUAUUUCUAUCCUUUCUGUAGAUAUUUAUUAUUAUUAUUAUUGUUUAUAGCUGCUUGACCGCUUUCUGGCUUCUAAGCUGGUGAUUGUCUUGUGUCGUUUGCAUGAUUUACUUUCACUGGACCAAAGGCUUAAAAGGGAACACGCAAAUAACACAUUUAGGGCUGUACGAAGAAUCAACAACACCUUUCAUUAGGGAUGUCAUAAAAUGGGACUAAUUUUUUGGCCCUUUGUAUUGAGUUGUGGACUCCAAUAGAGCAGUGACAAACAAUAACCCGCACAGAAAGCUUUCUACAUCUUCCAGAAUCUGCACCUAUUCCAGCUUUUUUCCCUGAACAAGACAUCUUGUCAUGUUUUAAUCUCGCGAGAUCUUGUGACACCAAAUAACUGCGUUCAUUUCAAAACUAUUGAGUACUGCACCAUGAAGCCACAUCAGGAAGCAAAAGAAGAAAUGAAUGUGAUGUAUUUAAAAGUCCAAUAUCGGGGAAUUGGAGUUCUAACAGUGCUGUCUGAUAACAUUUAAAUCAGUCGAAUGGAUAAAAAGCACCGUGACGACAUUUCUAUCCAUCAUCAUCUCAUUUCUGCCAAGCGGCAUUGCAGCCGCAGUCUUUCUAAAGACACACUAUAGUGUCGCACUUUCUGGCAAUAAACCAAAAGGUCUGGUUAAUACAACAGUAACGCUCAACUAGUCAAUCAGAAGUGGUUUAUUUUUGGUUGUGUUGCAUGUUUAUAAACAGGUUUCACCUUCAUUUCAGUGCAAUAGACGCCACUUUUUCAGCUUUGUUGUGCAUUCAUCUCGUUUCUAAACAGUUGACAAUCUUAUUAAUCAAAGACUUUUUCUGGUAUGAAUGUAUUUUACGCGCUUGCUGUUAGCAUUUGUUACAAGUGGCCAGGUAAAGUUUAUGGAUGUAAGAUGAAUUGUUUGUUAUAACCAGAAAGACUAUGCUUACUUUUUGUCAUAUGGAUUGUAUACACAGAAAUAAAAUAUCAUACAAAAGACUUAUUGUUGGUAUGAGAGUGGUCAAAAUGUUAGAAAGAGCUCCGAAGUGGGAUGGCGCACAAAGAUAGAAAGACGAGCACACGUACACACAGAGACUCCUCAUCCUAAUCCUCCAGACAAUGUCAGCCAAAAGAUGUUUAUUAAUAACCCAACUGGGGCCCACAGAGGGGGAAUUUCUGGCAUAGUCACCGACCACGCCCCCUAACCCGCCAUGUAUGAGCUUGUCGUUGCCACCGUACCCCUCCCUCCCGGGAGACCCCCAAUUAUAGGCACUACAGGCCAGGUGACGGAAUACAGUUACAAGGCCGGAAUGUUGUGUUGCUUUUGUGUUUCUUCCACCUCCCCAACGCAUCACCACAAUGCUUCCUUCAAGAUGUGCCAGGAUUAUUAUUCCCACCCAGUAGCGCAAUUGAAGACAUAUGCGCCCCAUCCUUUGGUUAUAUGAUCGUGAUGGUGGAAGAGGUCUUCAAAGUGCAGUGUGGGGGCCAUCUGCAGCACUUAGCUAAUACAGAAAAACCAUCAAAAGGCAUCUUAUAA
Messenger RNA from Doryrhamphus excisus (bluestripe pipefish), 4432 nucleotides. It is a transcript of the gene arhgef2a, whose product is annotated as Rho guanine nucleotide exchange factor (GEF) 2a. Gene Ontology annotation, molecular function: guanyl-nucleotide exchange factor activity; microtubule binding. Gene Ontology annotation, cellular component: ruffle membrane; cytoskeleton. The record is from RefSeq and is a predicted model, not a curated record. NCBI's taxonomy places the organism in Eukaryota, Metazoa, Chordata, Actinopteri, Syngnathiformes, Syngnathidae. Gene Ontology annotation, biological process: regulation of Rho protein signal transduction; positive regulation of neuron differentiation; actin filament organization.